Messenger RNA from Aquila chrysaetos chrysaetos, 3365 nucleotides. RefSeq names its product transcription factor COE1-like. The transcript has 17 exons. Gene Ontology annotation, molecular function: RNA polymerase II cis-regulatory region sequence-specific DNA binding; DNA-binding transcription factor activity, RNA polymerase II-specific. Bases 159 to 1961 code for a protein of 600 amino acids. Gene Ontology annotation, biological process: regulation of transcription by RNA polymerase II. The record is from RefSeq and is a predicted model, not a curated record. NCBI's taxonomy places the organism in Eukaryota, Metazoa, Chordata, Aves, Accipitriformes, Accipitridae.
GCCUCCCCCCGAGCCUCCCCCCCGCUCCCGCCCGGCCACCCGCCGCAGAUGCCGCUUCCCCGGCGGCCGGGACGGCGGCCCCCGGCACCUGCCCGGCUCUGAGCUCCGCUGCCGGGCCCGGGGCAGGAAAGUUGGGGGGCUGCCGUUGAGCCCCUGCCAUGUUCUCCGUGCAGGAGGCGCUGCCCCGGGGGGGGCUGCCCAUGAAGGAAGAGCCGCUGACCGCCGGGCUGCCCUCCGUCCGCUGGCUGCAGGGCACCGGCAUCCUGGACGCCAGCACGGCGGCACAGAGCGGGGUGGGCCUGGCCCGAGCCCACUUUGAGAAGCAGCCCCCCUCCAACCUGCGGAAAUCCAAUUUCUUCCACUUUGUCCUGGCCAUGUACGACCGGCAGGGCCAGCCCGUGGAGAUCGAGCGCACCUCCUUCAUCGACUUCGUGGAGAAGGAGCGGGAGCAGAACGGCGAGAAAACCAACAACGGGAUCCACUACCGGCUCCAGCUGCUGUACAGCAACGGGCUCCGGACUGAGCAGGACCUCUACGUCCGCCUCAUCGACUCCAUGUCCAAGCAGGCCAUCAUCUACGAAGGGCAGGACAAGAACCCAGAGAUGUGCCGGGUCCUCCUCACCCACGAGAUCAUGUGCAGCCGCUGCUGUGACAAGAAGAGCUGCGGGAACCGCAACGAGACCCCCUCCGACCCUGUCAUCAUCGACAGGUUUUUCCUCAAGUUUUUCCUCAAAUGCAACCAAAACUGCCUGAAGAAUGCGGGGAACCCCCGGGAUAUGCGGCGCUUCCAGGUGGUCGUGUCGACGACGGUGAACGUGGACGGCCACGUCCUGGCUGUGUCUGACAACAUGUUUGUCCACAACAACUCCAAGCACGGGCGGCGGGCACGGCGCCUCGACCCCUCCGAAGCAGCCACCCCCUGCAUCAAAGCCAUCAGCCCCAGCGAGGGCUGGACCACCGGAGGUGCCACCGUCAUCGUCAUCGGCGACAACUUCUUCGAUGGGCUGCAGGUCGUCUUCGGCACCAUGCUGGUGUGGAGUGAGCUCAUCACACCUCACGCCAUCCGGGUGCAGACCCCUCCGCGGCACAUCCCCGGCGUGGUGGAGGUGACGCUCUCCUACAAGUCCAAGCAGUUCUGCAAGGGUGCCCCGGGACGCUUCGUCUACACCGCGCUGAACGAGCCCACCAUCGACUACGGGUUCCAGCGGCUGCAGAAGGUCAUCCCCCGGCACCCCGGGGACCCCGAGCGCCUGCCCAAGGAGGUCCUGCUGAAGCGGGCAGCCGACCUGGUGGAGGCUCUCUACGGGAUGCCGCACAGCAACCAGGACAUCAUCCUGAAGCGAGCGGCGGACAUUGCUGAGGCUCUCUACAGCGUCCCCCGCAACCCCAGCCAGCUCUCCUCGCUGGCCGGCACCCACGGCCCCGCCGGCAUGAUGGGGGUGAACUCCUUCGGCAGCCAGCUGGCCGUCAACAUCGGCGACUCACCACAGGGCACCGAGCAAGGCUACUCCCGAAACACGGGCAGCGUCUCGCCGCGGGGCUACGUGCCCAGCUCCACGCCGCAGCAGAGCAGCUACAGCAGCACCGCCGGCAUCAACGGCUAUGGCAGCGGCACCAUGGCCGGCCUGGGGGUGCCCGGCUCCCCCAGCUUCCUCAACGGCUCCACCGCCAACUCCCCCUACGCCAUCAUGCCCGCCAGCCCCCCGCUCGGCGCCUCCUCCAUCACCCUCCCGUCGGGCACCAACGCCUCCACCCCCACCGGGGUCUUCUCCUUCUCCCCCGUCAACAUGAUCUCGGCGGUGAAGCAGAAAAGCGCCUUCGCCCCCGUGGUGCGGCCGCAGACCUCCCCGCCGCCCGCCUGUGCCAGCACCAGCGGCAGCAGCCUGCAAGACCCGGCUUUCGAGGACUCGGACAAGUUCCACACGCCCGCGCGGCCGCUCCAGGGACUGGCCUAUUCCUAAGCACACCGUGCCCGGCCACCUCGUGCCGCCCACGGGAGCCGGGACGGUACCGGAGCCGCGACACGGAGCAGGACUGAGAGUGGCCUCGCACCCCGGUGGUACCGGCCCCUCCAACCCGCUCCUGGGGGGCUCCCGUGGGGAUCGGGGCGCACGGGGCUGUGGGACCCACCACGCCGCUGCCCUGCAGCCUCCCCAGCCCAGCCCCACGGAGCUCGGCCCCCUCGCAGGGGGGUGACCCUGGCCAGGACCAGCAUCGGCGUGGCGUGGCUCGGCUUGGCACGGUUCGGCUCGGAGGGCAGCCCCUCCUGGGGCCAGAGCCUUGGGGGGAGCCCCGGGAAUGACCCAAACGCUCUGGGUUUAGCCUCAGAAAGACACUGAGAGACCCGUGGGAGUGUGGGGCAGCGGCAGCCGUGGGCAGGAUGCUCCGAGGCGGGAGGGAUGGAUGCUCCGGGGCAGGAUGGGGUGAUGUUCCAGGGCGGGAUGGAUGCUCGGGGGUGGGAUGGAUGCUCCGGUGGGACCCAGCUCCCCCCCCCCCUUACACUUCCUGGCUGUCUCACCACCGUGGCCGGCACGCUCUCUCUCCCCAGAUGUGCAGCUCCACAUCUGGAGCCGCCCACCCGCAGCUCCCGGGCGGCCGAGGCCGGAUCUCUGCCUGCGCCCCGCGCCCCCGCGCAGGAUCGGGGCCUCGGCACCGCCCGGGUGGGGAGUCUGGGCUGCCCCGGCCCACCGAGCCAAGCCGCUGGCAUGGGGAUGGCACAGCUCCCAGCCCCAUCAGCUGCCAGGGCUGGCUGCCACAGGACACAGCCGCAGCUCUUUUCUCAUUAUUAUCACUAUUAUUAUUAUUAUUAACAUUAUUAUUAUUUUAGCAGCAGGCGAGUCAGUGGGUAGGGGCUCUGGCAGGGCAGGCAGGAGACCCCUGGCCCUGGCAGUGCCUGCUCCUGCCAGGGUCUUCCCUGUCCUCCCAGCCGGGAGGGAGCGGCCAGGAAUUUUGUAAAUAAAAAAAAAGGGAAAAAAAAAAACAAACCCAACCCCACUCCCCCCGGUCUGCAUCCCACCCGUGGGGGCAGCCCGUGUCCCCCCCUGCCCGUGUCUUGUGCCGCUGUGUGCCACAGUGAUGGUGACGCUGCCGUGCCCUGCUCAGUGUCAGCACGUGUGUGUCCCCCCCGUGCUGCCCCCAUUGCCCCUCGCUGGGAGCUGGGUCCUCACCCAAUGGCCCCAGCCCCUGCCAGGGCUGACCACGGGGGUCCCAGGGCCAGGGGCACCCCCCCCGCCUGCCCCUGGGGACAGGGUGCCCCUGCCGUGGUCCCGGUCCCCCCACAACAGUGGUGCAGGACAGCGGUGCCGGGGUCCCCCGGAGCAAGGGGGGGGGCUUUCUGACGUGGAAAUAAAAGGCCUUGCAGAAGG